Messenger RNA from Carassius gibelio (silver crucian carp), 1828 nucleotides. RefSeq names its product histone H4. Gene Ontology annotation, cellular component: nucleosome. Gene Ontology annotation, biological process: nucleosome assembly. NCBI's taxonomy places the organism in Eukaryota, Metazoa, Chordata, Actinopteri, Cypriniformes, Cyprinidae. The record is from RefSeq and is a predicted model, not a curated record. The coding region runs from base 597 to 908 and encodes 103 amino acids. The transcript has a single exon. Gene Ontology annotation, molecular function: protein heterodimerization activity; DNA binding; structural constituent of chromatin.
CACAUGCAAAGACAUGACGUCCAUGUGCGUUGGACACUUCUGCAGUUAAAUGCUGUAAUAGUGAAAAUGCCUUAUACUUAAGUUUGUGUGCAAUACAGCCAAGUGCAAUUAUGUAUAAGGUUAAUAUUAAGAUAUUAUAUAUUGUCAAGUUGAAUGUGCGACAAAACGUCUGUUGCAUUGUUUAAGGUGAAAAUACAAGUAAUUUGGUUAUCGUAGGUGUUUAUUUAAAAUAAAUUGAGAACUACUGCUUUAAUGUUUGAUAGGACAUCUGUAGCGCCAUUUGGUGUGAGUUCGUGCCGCUCGAUUAUGAGUUAAUCUGAUUAAAAGCAUCUCCCAGUUAUGUCUGUAAAUAUUCUGCAGAUAAUGUCUUAUACAUCUUUGUCAAAGAAAUCUUUUCAAACUUGGAUUAAAUCGAUAGUUCAGGGUUUGAAUUUAACCUCAUUGUUUCCUGCUCCAACUAAUGAAGGGGGGGGGGGGGCGUCAUGUGACGCGCGCUGGUUUCAGUCAGGUCCUGUAAGCAGAUAUAAAAGUCCUGCCUAUAGCAUUCGUUUCUUAUCCGUUUUCGUCGCUCGACUGAAACAGGAAACGACUUCAUCAUGUCUGGAAGAGGCAAAGGUGGUAAAGGACUCGGAAAAGGAGGCGCUAAGCGUCACCGUAAAGUUCUGCGCGAUAACAUCCAGGGAAUCACCAAACCCGCCAUUCGUCGUCUGGCUCGCCGCGGCGGAGUCAAGCGCAUUUCCGGUCUGAUCUACGAGGAGACCCGCGGUGUGCUGAAGGUGUUCCUGGAGAACGUUAUCCGCGACGCCGUCACCUACACCGAGCACGCCAAGAGAAAGACCGUCACCGCCAUGGACGUUGUGUACGCGCUCAAACGACAGGGACGCACCUUGUACGGCUUUGGAGGAUAAAAGACGACAACCACAAACCCAACGGCUCUUUUAAGAGCCACCCACAUUCUCGCAUAAAGAGACUAAGUCGAAGAAUUGUUUUCAGUGGGUCUUUCUAAAACCCUCAACGUGAGAAACGCUUAACGUGGUUUGAUGUACUAAUACAGUGAUCUUAACAGAUCUGCCUUCCUAAACCUAUCUACUGAUAAAGUACGUUGUCUACAAAUAACACAAAAAAUCCGAAGAGUCCGGAGCACGAAUGCAACGCGUUCAACAAUAAGGCUUAACGUGUUAUUAUUAAACGAGUUGCAUUUACGUUCAGGGCCCAACUGAUUUGUCUGAACGUAGUAUAUCUUAUUAAUAUGAUGUUUAUCGAGUUUGAUUUCUCUUCUUUUUUUUGUUUAAUCGUUGGCGUUUUCUAAUAACGGUUUUCUAUGGGAGGAAAGCUUAAUGUGUUAUUAAACCUGUUGCAUUCAUAUUCAGGGCUCAUCUGUUUUUGAUGGUAUACUUUAUUAGUAUAAUGUUUAGUGAGGUAGGUCUGUUAAUAUCACUGUCUUAGUACAUUAAGCCACGUUAAGCGUUUAUGACGUUAAGUGUUUUAGAAUGUCACUUUUCAGUUUAAUGUAGGAUUGUGUAAUUCAUCAUGAAUUUAAGUAUAUCGAACGUCAAACUGUUAUAUACUUCCUCUGUUUAUUUGUUUUGAUUAUCUGUGUUUUAUCACCGUCUUCCUUCUGUGGAAGCUUCGGUCACCAAAACAAAUUUCUCGUGUGUAUGAACAUACCGAGCAAAAAUAUAUUUUUUCUUAGUUUUCAAAAUUGGAGCUAGAAUGUUGCGUAUUGUUGUAGGAGGGAUGGGAAUCUUUCUUGUGUUUGGCAUUUCCAUUUGCUUGUUUAGUCUUCCUAUUGAUUUAAAGUGAUUAAUAAAGUAAAGAGAAAACAAAA